This is a messenger RNA of Pogoniulus pusillus (Red-fronted tinkerbird), 7586 nucleotides long. RefSeq names its product inositol-tetrakisphosphate 1-kinase (gene ITPK1). Bases 190 to 1413 code for a protein of 407 amino acids. NCBI's taxonomy places the organism in Eukaryota, Metazoa, Chordata, Aves, Piciformes, Lybiidae. The transcript is spliced from 11 exons. The record is from RefSeq and is a predicted model, not a curated record. Gene Ontology annotation, biological process: inositol trisphosphate metabolic process. Gene Ontology annotation, molecular function: inositol-3,4,5,6-tetrakisphosphate 1-kinase activity; inositol-1,3,4-trisphosphate 5-kinase activity; ATP binding. Gene Ontology annotation, cellular component: cytoplasm.
UGGGGAGCUGAACGGCUGCAGCAGCACCGCGGCCGCGCAGCAGCAGCAGCAGCAGCGGCGGGCGGGCACGGAGGAGAGCUCGGCAGCGGGCCGUUGCUUCGCAGGCGCUGAGUGUGAGCGAUAGCCGGGCUACUUCGUGGGCUUUUACCCCUCCUGGCGGGGCGGCCGCUACCUCUCCGGGCCGGCACCAUGCAGACCUUCCUGAAGGGGAAGCGGGUGGGCUACUGGCUGAGUGAGAAGAAGAUCAGGAAGCUGAAUUUCCAGGCCUUCGCUGAGCUGUGCCGGAAAAGAGGAGUAGAAGUAGUACAGCUUGACCUCACCAAACCCAUUGAAGAUCAGGGCCCUUUGGAUGUGAUCAUACAUAAACUGACAGAUGUCAUCCUUGAAGCAGACCAGAAUGACAGCCAGUCACUGGAACUGGUUCACAGGUUCCAGGAGUAUAUUGAUGCUCACCCAGAAACCAUUAUCCUGGACCCUCUUCCAGCUAUUCGUACACUUCUGGACCGAUCCAAGUCUUAUGAGCUAAUUCGGCAAAUAGAAGCAUACAUGCAAGAUGAAAGGAUCUGUUCCCCACCCUUUAUGGAGCUGACAAGUGCCUGUGGAGAAGAUACCUUGCAGCUUAUAGAGAAGAAUGGACUGGCUUUCCCGUUCAUUUGUAAAACCAGAGUGGCCCAUGGAACCAACUCUCAUGAGAUGGCAAUCAUCUUCAACCAGGAGGGCCUGAAAGCUGUUCGCCCACCUUGUGUCAUUCAGAGCUUCAUCAAUCACAACGCUGUGUUGUACAAAGUCUUUGUGGUUGGAGAAUCUUACACAGUUGUGAAGAGACCGUCUUUAAAGAACUUCUCCGCAGGAAUUUCAGACAGAGAAUCAAUAUUUUUCAACAGCCACAAUGUUUCAAAACCAGAAUCCUCAUCCGUCUUAACAGCACUGGAUAAAAUCGAAGGAGUAUUUGAGAGGCCAAAUGACGACGUCAUCCGGGAAAUCUCUAAGGCUCUGCGGCAAGCUCUGGGAGUUUCCCUUUUUGGCAUUGAUAUCAUCAUUAACAAUCAGACUGGGCAGCAUGCAGUCAUUGAUAUAAAUGCAUUCCCAGGUUACGAGGGCGUUUCUGAGUUUUUCACAGAUCUCCUGAACCACAUAGCUGCUGUCCUACAGGGUCAGGCACCUGAGGUGACCCAGCUAAACCGUAGCAAGCUCCUGGCAGAGCAGACCAGCGGGAUGAUGGACGAGCGGAUAUGCUGCGCUAGCACAGGCUGUCUCGGCGUCCUGGGAAAAGACUCCUCCUGGAUCGUGGAAAGCGAGACCAACAGCUCAGUAAAACUGCAGCACCAGAGACUAGGCUGCAACUCAGCAGUGUCCCCCAGCUUCCAGCAGCACUGCGUCGCUACGUUGGCAACAAAAGCUUCUUCUCAAUAACUUGCCAAUGCCACGGACCGAGAAAAAAAGCCACAGAGUUAGGAAUUGUGGUCCCAGAACCAGAUCAGGCUGUAACAACACAAAUGCAAAAAACCGAAAACAACAAAACAAGAAACAUCACAAAACACAACACACAAAAAAACCAAACCCCCAAAAAAACCCUUAGCGUUUGAUUUAACCUGAUUUUCUGAUGAAAUGGACUGAAAGGAGGAGAGCACAGAAGUGAUUCAGAUCCAUUUUAUCAGAUUCCAGUUGCAAAUCUGUAGUGAGUUUACACACGUGUGGGAUUUAACACUAGUUCUUUCGUUGUGGGAGGGUUGCUCUUUCAUUUCCAUUGUUCUUUGUAAUCACCGGUGACCAGCAUUUUAAAAUCGGACCUCAUGAUAUCAAGAAGAUAAGGAUGAUGAAAUGCAGUCUCUGAAUGUAACAGUGCUAGAGAUUUCUGCCUAAAAUAUUCUCUAUCCCACUCUCCCAGGUAGGCCAUUGCAAAAAAAAAAGCUAAGACAACUUCAGUAUCACUAAACCAAAUCUCUUGCAACAUUGACCAGACGAGAUGUUGACAGGUAGCUCGCUGUGAGGCUGCAGCACUUUGAGCAGGACAGAGGCAGACUUGUUGUUCAGGAUGCUGAACACAGGUGACCACCCUGGUUCCAACUUUCCAUUUCUUUACCUAGGCCUUACUGCUUCAGUCAAAAGCAGCUUCUGACCAUGCCUACCAUCAGUGACACAUUUGAUCCAGACAGGGUGCUGAUAGUUAGGUUGAAUGAUUUAGUAGAUUAAAUAUCAUCCUUUCAAUCAUCUGCUAAAUCCUAGAAGAGCUGAUGGAAGCAGCUCAUCCCAUAGCAGAGAAUUUAAUUUUUUGUCCAUUGCACUUGUGAGGGCUCUGGGACAGUUCUGUGAGAAGGCUGUCAAUCAGAGCCACAGAUUUUCCUUAAGAGUGCAAUUGCUCUGUGCUGCUAUGGAGAUCUUUUACAUUUUGCAGAUUAGGUAGGCUGAGUUGUGUACCUUUGUAUGUGGUAGAAGUACAGGACAGCUCUAGCUUAGAGACCACAUUAUGUUGUGGCAAGCUGCCAGGUGAGGUGUGCAGUAGUUUACAGUAGUUCUUGAUAUGAUUUGUAAACUAUAGCACAGCCAAUUUGUAUCUCUUGAAAUAUGCAGUAAACCUACAGUGUUCACCUUUUGUUGCCUCUUCUAGCAGGGAAGCAUCUUCUGCUGUUGAGAAUUCCUGCAACUUUUGCCAAUUCUGAACACUAAACAGAAAUAACCAAGUCUGUCAGUGCUGAGAGUGGAGACACUAUUUUGGUAGACAGAGUGGCCUUCUCUUUCCCAUAUAAUCUCUAAAGUAUGUUUAAGAGAGUUGGGUUUAAGAAAUUUUCCUUACUUAAACUUGUAGUUCACUGAUAUGGAAAUUUCUGACUUUCUAUAGCAGGUAUUGGUAAAGCAUCCAUCACUGCAGCUUUUAAUACCAGUUUCUUUAGUGUGUUAGAUAGCUACUCAAAGGGAAAAGAUCUAGAGCUUAAAGCCCAGGCAGACCAUGAAGAGAGGAUUAAACUGUGUAAAAGAUGUCAACCUACCUGGUUGUACCAUUCCUGGAGGGGAAGGAGUUUUGAAGAGCAUUAUGUAGCAGUUCUUUCAUGUAGGAAGAGUGUUUUUUCCUUAGGAGAUAUUUGCUUUGUUCCCAGAAUGCCAUUCCUGGGGAUUUUCUGUAGCUGGGAUUGAGUUUUUGAGGAUGAUUCACGCAGAAGAAGAUUAUUCCACCGCUAGAGGGGUUACUAACUGAAAGAUAUUUCUGUAGAGACUGUCAAGUUCCAGGAUGCUCAUAAAUGCAGCCAGCUUCCUUGACCACUGCAGAUCAGUUCUGAGCUGGGCACGCUUCACAACCCUUGUAUGCUUUGAGGCUGCUGGAUCCCAGGUUGUUGGAAGCUCACAGGUCUUGAUUGGCUGUGGGGUGAGUGAGUUAGAUAAACAUAAGUAAGGGUUUGUAGAAGUAUUCACGAUAGACCAAAUCUUUCAUAAAGCCAUGACUUAAGUAAAUUUGACAUCUACAGUUUGAGGUUUGCUUUUGUUUGUUUAGAAUAAAAGAAAUGUUUUUAUGUUACACAUGUAACAAGAGAUACCCUCAGGAAGGAACCUGCCAGUGCAUAUUUUUGUAUGGUACUUUCUUGUAACCAGCUGGUGGAGUGUUUGUAGAAUUGCCUUUCGCUCCCUUUCCUACAAUGGCUUGGGGUUUUUUUUGGUGUUUUGAGGGAGGCUUUUUGGUUUGUUUUGGGGGGUGGUGGGGGGUGAUGUUGGGGUUUUUUUUAAGUGGGUGUUGGAAAGAAGCAAUGAUGUUAAAACUGGGUUAGUAACUCAAGACCUUUCAAACUAUGUUUACAUGAAUCCGAGUGUUGGAUCCAAUGGAAAUGUCUGUAUGCUGUUUCCUAGUUAGAACAUCAAAUGAGAGUUUUAUUUUCCUGGCUGCCUUCUUAAUUUUUGGUUGGCCUAUUUUGCACUGCUUUAUUUCUCCAAAAUAAACUACUGAAAGAUAAUUGUGCAUUUUAAACUUGUUUACAAAUGAUUGUUAGAAGUUUAUUUUGUAAUUCUCUGAAGGCUUGCAGAAAUACUAUAUUUAAAUACUACUCCAGAUCUUGGCAGUAACUAGAAAAGCAAAUUUCGGUCAUUGGUGUGAUCGGUGACUUUUUUUCCCCGUAGCCUGUAAUUUAUUUUCUUUAAUUUAUCAGAUAUAUGGGUAUCACUUUAAUUUAGCAGGUGCAGAGAUGCAGGCACCUGUUGUGACGUGGCAUUACAGUAGAGUUUUCACAUAAAUUGCCAUGCAGUUGCUGUCCUACUCUAUUUCCUUGCGGAAAUUAUUGUUGCGGCUCGUAUACUAGAAUGUUGCUAGUCACAGGGGCAAAUUGGGAGACCAAUUUUUGUAAGCCAAACCUGUAAAUUACCAAGUGUUCAGACACAGAAUUACACGAUGACAAAACAUUUGAGCAUGCAUAUGUUAUGUGCUGAAGUGCUUUUCUCAAUUGCUGCCUCAGGAUAGUUUUGAUUUAAGAUAAGCUUCACCGUAAGUUAGCUAAUAUUCUGUAGUCUUGUCAUCUUUUGUGAAAAUAGGAGAGUCUAGUAGUAUUAGACCAUGCCUGAAUGCCCUUGCUCUUAAAAUUGCAGACAAUCUGAGGGAGACUUUCCAUAAUGCCUGUUCGAAUUCUGCCAUCGUGGGUUAGAAAAGGUUCUGCUGUGUUUUUAGAGGCUUUGUUGACAGGAGCAAUUACAUUGAAAUUGCAUGGUCACCAGUUAGCUUCUUAGGUAUAUAUUUCUGUUCAGCUUCACUCCUAGAGAUUCACAAGAACACCGUUAGCUUGACUGAAAUUUUCCCAGGGUUUGUGGCAGUGCGAUGGAGGAGAUGGGACUCUGGCUUCCACUAUAAUUAUCUAAUUGGCUUCAGUAGGCAAAAAGUUUUCUCUGUUGAAGAGAUCUUGGGUGGUACUAUUAUGGCCUGCAAUGUAAAGCCAUCCCUAUCCUCCUUCCCUGCUAGCUUACUUUGCUGUGUUGUGCUUGGGUCUGUGCUAGAACAUCCUGAUUGUUCCAUGAAAACCAGCUGCAGAAACACAGCCUAACUAAGAGUGUCAGUGCUGAGCUACCACUGGGCCAGUGCUGCUUUGCCUUUACUAAGCACAUGACUGACUACUGGACCUUUGUUCUGUAGCAGCUGACUAACCAGGCUGCUCAGCAGAUAGAAUGCACUAUUUUUAUUAAUGCUAUUCAGAUGUUGGAGUGAUAAAUCUGUUUACAGAUCUCCAUCCUCUGUGUAGGAAUGCUUGUGCGGAGGAGGUCUGCAGCAGGUUGCUCAGAUGGAAAACCACCUGUUUAGUUUGUUCCUAUUAUAGAUAAGUACACAUUAAGAACCCAGCUCUGAAACUUCUUGAGGUAAUGAUGAUUGCUCAGGAUAAAGCAGUAAAUUCUCCAGAUUGCCUGCAGGCAGUGUCCAGCCAGGGAACAACUAGAUGGGGUAGUUGGUAGAUAGCGGAAGCAGGAUACAGUCCAAAGGCAACAGAAUAAAUCAUGCCGGAGCUGUUUAAAUUGGCUGGCAUAAAAGGAGUGAAAGAAAGGAAAAAUGCUUAUAUUGUUUCCAUCUGACCAAAAAAAAAAUAUCCAGGCUUGUCAGUUCUUGGCCUAACAGGAGUUUCCCAAAGUCUUUGUGUGGCAGCAGUGUUGAGUGAGUCAGGCCUUUUCACAGUCUCACAGCCUUGCCUUCCACAGCUGUGCAGAGAAUCUUGGAUUUUUGUUCUUUUUACUGAAUAGAGUCUAUGUUGAGUUUGUAGCAGUCUCCCUCCAUUAAUUUUCUUUUCCUCUCUCCUUUUUAUUAAGAGAUGUAUUGAUUUCUGUAUUCAGUAUACAAUUAUGAUGUUGCAGCUGUGUGUUUUGUAAUUAGGAGUAUGUGACAAUGCUUUGUGUAGAUUAAGAUAUUUCCUUUAAUAUUAUCUCCUCUUGCUUCCAUAGCUAAAUGAACACACCAUUGCAGAUCACAUUGCUGAUUUUAUUUGUAAUAUUGCUUUAAUACUGAUUUCAGAGGAAUGUAACCUCCAGAAAAGUACUUUCCACAUCUUCACUACCUUUCCUUUCCCUGUUCACUCUGUGUGGAUCCAGGCCAUCAACGCUUGAGCUUUUGACCAACUGGGUUUCAGAUCCCUCAUGGAUUCUGUCAUGUUUACAUGGCCACAAAAAUUAUUCAAAGUGGUUUAAGUUGGAGAGGAUCCAGGUAUAAAUGGAAAUGCUAGAGUGAUUCCACAGCAACGCAAGCACAGUAGCUUCUGUAGUGAGCAAAGAGAAUUCUUCUCACUGUUUGCAUACAGGUGGCUGUUUGGGUCUGGUCCACCUCUGCUGCUGUGGCAGUUUUCCUGUGGAUAUGUAAGAAAGUGCCCUGUAUCUGUGAUGCAGAAGGAGAACAAACAGAGGUAGGAUUAAAAUCCUGGCUGGUGGAUGUCAUGAAUGCCAGUAAUCCAGAGUUUCACUCUGGGUUUUGAACAGCAAUCCGAGGGGAUGUUUUUUCUCUCCACCUUCCUUAGGCUGAAUCCACUAGGGCUGACACCAGUAGAUGUCUGUGGGCCACAUGAACUCAUGAGCAAGUGACCUUGCCCAGCGUGCCAUGAACUUGCAGAGGUUUCCCAAUGCAUUGGGAAUUUUCUGUUGAUGGCCUGGAAAUCUCUUUAGACUCCAAAAAUAGCUGAAACAGCAAAUGGAGUUCAUGAAAAUCAGGUCUUCCUAUUCCAUCCUUUUUAAGGAAACCCACAUUUUCUUUCCUCCUUUGUUCUUUACACUUUAUGGUUUUUAGACAUAAAUUAUUUUAACAUUUUUUUUGUGUGAAAAGUCAUAUAUGCAUAUAUAAAGUUAUUAAAGGGUUGAGUAUAUGUUGCGUAUAAAAUAGCAGUUUCUUUGUCUCAAAUGUUAGCAGCCCCUAAAAAUUGUCUAUCUUCUUGUAAAGUCAGUGCUGUACAAAACAUAAUUAAAAUAAAACAUAUAUUAGACGUAUCUUUUAUUAUUUAUUUCUGACUCAGUAUCUGGUAAAGCUUGUGUAUACCCUUGUGAGAAAUCCAUGCUGAAAUGCAGUUCUUUUACAAUGCCUUGGGAUCCCAACAGUUUUGGGAACACUGGCCCUCUGCGCGUGAGUAGAGUCGGAUAUUCUCCUUCACUCUCCAGCACUGCUCCCAAUCUAAGUGUGACUGAAUCUUGGGGACCCUUUUCUCUGUGUGUUAGGUUAUGCAAGUUCAUCGGUAUCUGUGUUUGAAUCCAGCUGUACAGCAUUAACAAGUGUGUCAUGGGAUUCACUGCACUGCUGUGAUUUCUGAAACGUAAUUCCCAUUUUUGCACCUAAAUUUGUGUAGACCUACAUAAGCCCUUGAGAGAUCGUGAUUUUAAAACCCCAAAAUACUUCCUAUCUGGCUUAUCACUCUUCAGCUGCAUGACUGAUUAGAUCUGGCAAUGAAGAUGGUGCUUUCAUCUAACAGCACUGAUUUCAAUAGUAACAUACUCUUUCUUUUCACUUGCCAAGCACUUGUUUUGGACAAUAGUUUGGUUUAAGCAGUAAAGCAAUAUGCAGUAGGUAUUGUGGCAUUAUCUCUGUAAUUGUUUUGAAGACAGAAUUGUCCCUUUCCAACACAUAAUGAAAAUAAAUGCUUUAUAACAAGUUC